Molecule: messenger RNA, 2899 nt
Organism: Arachis ipaensis
Lineage: Eukaryota; Viridiplantae; Streptophyta; Magnoliopsida; Fabales; Fabaceae
Source: RefSeq, a predicted model, not a curated record
AAAGAAUAAAUAUACGAUGGCGGUGUAUUAUAAAUUUAAGAGUGCAAGAGAUUAUGAUUCAAUUCCCAUGGACGGUCCUUUCAUCUCUGUUGGAACAUUGAAAGAAAAAAUAUUUGAAUCCAAGCAUUUAGUCUGGGGUACUGAUUUUGAUCUCGUGGUAACCAACGCCCAGACCAAUGAAGAAUAUCUUGAUGAAGCAAUGCUGAUUCCUAAAAAUACCUCAGUGUUAAUUCGUCGGGUUCCUGGUCGGCCACGUUUACCAAUUGUUACUGAACUAGAGCAAAAAAAGGUGGAAAAUACGGCUAUGGAAGCCGAACCUGAAAACAGCAGCUUAUCAGCUGAAGAUGCAUCUGCUGUAAAAUAUCCAGAAGAUUCAGAUUGGGAUGAAUUUGGAAAUGAUUUGUAUGCGAUUCCUGAUGUACCACCCAUUCAAUCAAGCAACUUAAUUCCUGAAGCUCCUCCAACCAACAAAGCUGAUGAAGAAAGUAAGAUAAAGGCUUUGAUUGAUACUCCUGCCUUGGAUUGGCAAUGUCAAGGAUCGGACUUUGGUGCUGGUAGAGGUUUUGGAAGAGGUAUGGGUGGACGGAUGGGGGGUGGUCGUGGUUUUGGGCUGGAGCGGAAAACACCUCCCCAAGGCUAUGUAUGUCACAGGUGCAAGGUUCCUGGCCAUUUUAUUCAGCACUGCCCUACAAACGGUGAUCCAAAUUAUGACAUCAAGAGAGUUAAACAACCUACUGGUAUUCCGAGAUCCAUGCUGAUGGUGAACCCACAAGGUUCCUAUGCUCUACCAAAUGGUUCAGUAGCUGUAUUGAAGCCAAAUGAGGCUGCUUUUGAGAAAGAAAUAGAAGGUUUACCUUCCGCCACACGUUCUGUUGGGGAUCUACCACCUGAGCUCCACUGCCCCUUGUGCAAUGAUGUGAUGAAAGAUGCUGUGCUGACAAGCAAGUGCUGUUUUAAAAGCUUUUGUGACAAAUGUAUUAGGGACUAUGUUAUCUCCAAGUCCAUGUGCAUAUGUGGUGCAACAAAUAUUCUUGCAGAUGAUCUUUUACCAAAUAAGACCCUAAGAGAUACUAUUAAUCGUAUAUUGGAGUCAGGCAAUAGCAGUGCUGAAAACGCUGGGAGCAUCUCCUCCUUUCCAGAUAUGGAGUCUGCUCGUUGUCCACAACUGAAGCUUCCAUCUCCAGCCUCAUCGGCUGCAUCUAAGGGAGAACCAAAGGUUUCACUUGUUUGUGAAGGAAUGACAAAUGUACCGCAAACUGUUGAUGAUAAAAAAACAGUUUCUGCUCCAGCUCCAUUGCAAACAUCAGAGCAAGUGAAGCCCAGAAUGCCUGAUGUAAGUGAAGCUACACAUGAGUCGACGAGUGUAAAGGAACCAGCCUCACAAGGGAGUGCUCAGUUGGUUGAGGAGGAAGUCCAGCAAAAAAUGGUUUCUGCUGAGGCAGGAAAGAAGAAAAAAAGGAAGAAAGUCCAUUUGCCUGCAAAUGAUUUUCAGUGGAAAACCCCACACGACCUUGGGGCUGAGAGCUACAUGAUGCCAAUGGGCCCAGCACCUGGUUACAAUUCAUACUGGAAUGGCAUGCAACCUUGUAUGGAAGGAUUUAUGGGACCAUAUGGUGGCCCGAUGCAAAUGAUGGGUUAUGGCCUGGGCCCCUUGGACAUGCCAUUUGCAGGUGGUCUGCCUCAUGAUCCAUUUGGCAUGCAGGGUUACAUGAUGCCUGUUGUUCCACCUCAUAGGGAUCUUGCUGCUGAGUAUGGCAUGGGGAUGAAUGUUCCACCUCCAGUUAUGAGUAGAGAGGAGUUUGAAGCUCGGAAAGCUGAUCGUUGGAGAAAGCGUGAAAAUGAGAAACGGAUUGAUAGGGAUUUCUCCAAAGAUCGAGAUUUUGGUAGGGAAGCGAGCAGUAUUGGAGAUGUUCCUAUGAAAUCAAAAACUGGUCUAGAAGUUGUAACAAGGGUAACAAGGAUGAGUGUGCCACCUUGUGCGCCAAGCAAAAACAAACACAAACUGCUCAAACUGUGUCCUAAAAUGAUCUGUUUUGAGCGAAAAAGUGUAUCAUGUGCGUUGAAACUAAAAUCGCUUCCAGCACCUCCAAGUAGUGAGUACCACCAUCCCCAACCUCAUCGUCACCGUGCGGAACGUGUGUCACCUGAUCGGUCUCCACGUCCGCCUCCACGUCCUAUCAAGAGAAAAGCUGACUACCAUGUGGAUAAUGUGAACGUGACCAUGAUCAUGAUCGUGACCAGAGGGACCACCGUGAUCGAGGAAGAGGCCAUCACCACCAUCGCGACUACCGAAGCUGCUUCAGCUGGUCCCCUGCCACAUCUUCAGCACAUCUCAAGGCAGCAUCGACCUCCAAGUAGUGAGUACCACCAUCCCCAACCCCAUCGUCACCGUGCAGAACGUGUGUCACCUGAUCGGUCUCCACGAGAGGUGGAGCCUCCACGUCCUAUCAAGAGAAAAGCUGACUAUCAUGUCGAACGGGAACGGGAAUGUGAACGUGACCAUGAUCAUGAUCGUGACCAGAGGGACCACCGUGAUCGAGGAAGAGGCCAUCACCACCAUCGCGACUACCGGUCAGAAUCCUCUUCCCGGAUGACCAAAACCUCCUCAACUGUACCAUCAUCUGCAGCUGCAGCUGCAGACCGCAAGCAGAAGGCCAGUGUUUUCUCCCGCAGAAACUUCUCCGCUGAGGAAGAAAUGACCAAGAAGAGGAAGAUAUCUGCCUUUCCCACAACUGAAGCUGCUUCAGCUGGUCCCCCUGCCACAUCUUCAGCGCAUCUCAAGGCAGCACCGAAAGGCUACUAUGAAGGCAGGAAGAGCAGCACGAUUUCUGAAUACGAGUCUAGUGAUGACGAGCGGCAUUUCAAACGGAGGCCAUCAAGGCACAAGUUGUCUACCUAG